AUGCAAGUGGCUCUUCCACACCUCUGCAUAGUCUGCGACGACUACAUCGUCACGCCCAAGUGCACAGCCCGCCAAUGCUUCACCUGUGGCCACCUGUUCCAUGCCUCGUGUGUCGUAAAAGCGGAUCGUUGUGCCGGGUCGCUGUCUCCGUCCUCAGGUGAUGGCGACAGCGACAUUCUGGCUGCCUGCGAAGCCUCUGCUUCUGUGGCACUUUCGGAACAGCUCCUAACUAACUGGACACUCGAGCAGGUUCUCCAGUGGUUGGUAGUUGUUGGUCUUUCUCGCUACACGACCUUAUUUCUCUCCUACAACAUCAAUGGUGAAACCUUGCCGUCACUUUUAAAGCCGCCAAGCCCUCUAGACGACAUCAAGGAUUCGUUUGCCCGGUGCUCGCUAAAAGGAGCUGUGAUGACGUUGAUUGGUGAACUCCCAUGCCCCGGUGAUCGCUUAGUGACCCCCAAAGACCCUGACACCAAAUCUGCCGCUUCACUGCCACACACAGAUCUUCGCAUACGAAAUUUUACAAGUGAACUGGCCUGCUGUGUUUGUGGUCUCCCCCUCCUUGGUGAGUUGAGGUCCCACACGGCAAGAAUUGCCUUGAUUUUCGCCUGUCUUUCAUCGCUUUUUUUUUCAAAAUCACAUAUAUGCAGUGGCAAUAGAUUACUCCGGUGGCUGUUUUUGUUGCCGUCGAAUUCCUUUUCUAAUAACGACCCGUCGAUCGCUGAUUAUCCAAAUUAA
Mesocestoides corti is the source of this 738-nucleotide messenger RNA. The record is from the annotation of a GenBank genome assembly. NCBI's taxonomy places the organism in Eukaryota, Metazoa, Platyhelminthes, Cestoda, Cyclophyllidea, Mesocestoididae.